This is a messenger RNA of Linderina pennispora, 2090 nucleotides long. RefSeq lists its product as uncharacterized. The coding region runs from base 70 to 1989 and encodes 639 amino acids. The transcript has 6 exons. Gene Ontology annotation, biological process: RNA catabolic process; mitochondrial RNA 3'-end processing. Gene Ontology annotation, cellular component: mitochondrial degradosome. NCBI's taxonomy places the organism in Eukaryota, Fungi, Kickxellomycota, Kickxellomycetes, Kickxellales, Kickxellaceae. The record is from RefSeq and is a predicted model, not a curated record. Gene Ontology annotation, molecular function: hydrolase activity, acting on acid anhydrides; ATP binding; RNA helicase activity.
GUUUCUUUGACAAUUCCUAUUGCUGUCCUUCAGCAAUUCAUAGCGUUCAUUUCGUAAAGGCAAAAAAGCAUGCAGAGGGCGUCACGGUUGAUACGGGCAGGGGCUGGGAGAUCAGCCACUAGAAGCGCAUGGACAUUGUUAACCAGCCGGUUCUAUCACCUGUCCCCGCCCGGCCUACGAGCUAAGGACCGCGAGGAUACACGUAAAAACGUCAGUUCAUAUAUGGAGACAGGAAUCGAGGGUGAUGAUAACGUCAUAAAGCCUGACCAUACCCGAUCCCGAUCCCGGUCCGCAGCGCCGACACAUGUGCGAGUGAGCAACAACCUGCUUGGGUGGCCGCAGGACGCAGACAUCGACAGCAAGUUCUCGCGAGUGCAGCGGGACCUGCAGCUGGAGCACUUCCGACACAAGGGCGAUGCGCUGAAGCGGUGCAUGGACUUUGGCAUCAGCACGGCGGAGUUUGUCGAGUGGGCGGACAAGUUCAUCGCAGACGCGCGGGCCGACAAAAUCGAUCGGCUUGCGCCGGAGCGGCUGGUACCGCUGCUGAACAUCACGUACCUGCGCAAGAUCACGGAUCUGCGGUUCCCGCACGAGUGGUCGGGAGGAGCGCGCAAGACGCCGCGCAAGAUCAUCAUGCACGUGGGGCCGACGAACUCGGGCAAGACAUACCAUGCGCUGCAGCGGCUGCAGCAGGCGCAGCAGGGCAUCUACUGCUCGCCGCUGCGGCUGCUGGCAUACGAAGUGUACAACCGCAUGACCAGCGCCGGGAUCCCGUGCAACCUGGUGACGGGCGAGGAGCGGCGGGGGCCGGACUUUGAGAGCGGCAAGGUGACGCCGAUCGGCUACGACAUCUCGGGCCUGCCCAUCACCAGCGUGCUGGCAUGCACGAUUGAGAUGGCGCCGGCGAUGCACUACAACGUGGCGGUGGUCGACGAGAUCCAGAUGAUCUCGGACCCGCAGCGCGGGUGGGCGUGGACCAGCGCGCUGCUGAGCCUGAAGGCCCGCGAGCUGCAUCUGUGCGGCGAGCCGUCGGCAGUGCCGAUUGUCAAGCGCAUCUGCGCGCAGCUGGACGAGGAGGUCGAGGUGCGCGAGUACUCGCGGCUCGGGCAGCUCACCGUCGACAAGAAGUCGCUGAAUGGCAACUGGCGCAAUGUGCGCAAGGGCGACUGCGUGGUGACGUUUUCCCGCAAGGGCAUCUUCCAGAUCAAAAACACUAUCGAGCAGGCCACUGGGCUUAAAUGUGCCGGCUACGACGUGCUGGUGGCUAGCGACGCUGUCGGCAUGGGUAUCAACCUGUCCAUCAGCCGUGUGAUCUUCGUCACCAUGUCAAAGUUCGAUGGCGUCACGAACCGCCCUAUCAGUGUGUCGCAGACGCGCCAGAUCGGCGGUCGCGCCGGGCGGUUUGGCUCGGGCGCCGGCGCCGGCACCGUCACGACGAUGGAAUCACGCGACCUGCGGUUCCUGAACACGACCAUGAACCGGAUGCCGCCGGCGCUGGAUGCGGCGGGGCUGAAGCCGACCAGCGAGACCAUCGAGAUGUUCUCGCACCAGUUCCCCGACGUCAAGUUCUCGCAGCUCUGGCGCAUGUUCCAGGACGUGGCGACUGUCAGCGACAACUACUUUCUGUGCAGUUUCCGUGAUCAGGAGAGCAUCGCCGAGGCCAUCGAGGACCUGCCGCUGAGCGUGCGCGACCGCUACCAGUUCCUGUAUGCCCCCAUUAACGUGCGCGACCCGAUUGUGCUCACGUGCACCUUGGCCGAGCACAAGGAGUGCAAAGUCAUGGAUGUCAUCUCGCUGCCGGCGCGCGCGCCGACCAACAUGGAUGCGCUGAAGGUGCUGGAGCAGUGGCACAAGGGCAUUACGCUGUAUCUGUGGCUGUCGUUCCACUUCGCCGAGAUCUUCACCCAGCCUGACGUGGCCUCCGAGGCCAAGCAGCAGCAGCAGCAGGCCAGCAGAGAUGAGAUCAAAAAGGCGCUUGGCAUCAUGUGACCUGGGCUGUAGGCCUGCGUCACUGGUGCAGCCACAAUACACCGUUUAUUUUUUCCUUCUUCGCUUUGCACGUAAUUCUACACCGCUCUUGUUCAAUUCGC